Molecule: messenger RNA, 684 nt
Organism: Paramecium tetraurelia
Lineage: Eukaryota; Ciliophora; Oligohymenophorea; Peniculida; Parameciidae
Exons: 2
Source: RefSeq, a predicted model, not a curated record
AUGGAUUACAACCUUGAGAACCAGCCAGAGAAAUCUUAAAAUGCUAAUAUGAUACUCAAGCUUAAUUUACAGAAUAGUGUGAUUUCUUAGAUGAAAAAAUACAUCCUUAUGGUAGGCUCCCAAAGAACUAUUGAGAGCAAGUUGUUGUCUGAUUUUAUUGGAAAGAAUGAAAUAAAUAAUAUUGUAACUCUAAAUAAACAUUAUUAUUUUAAAUUGUAAGGUUACAAAAGACUGGGGCUGGGUUCCAGUUAGAGAGAACUUGCAGUAGAUUGCAGAGAUUCAAAAGAUGAUGAUGGCAUUCUUUUAUAAAAAUAAUAAGAACAAAAAGUAUCUCACUUAAUUCAAUAAUGGUAGGAAUUAGAAGCUGAUAAUGAAGAAGUCUAUUUAAAUUUCUUCAUGGAAUAAUCCUAAAUAAUUGAAAUAUUAACUUAUGGAAUCUAGUUAUUCAAUUUCAUAGGAAUCUAAGUGAUUUCGUAUUGUUAAUUCAUUUUAUUAAUGAAAUACAAGUUUUUGUUAUUGGAAGCUCACAUGUUAUUUAAUUAUUUAAAGCACUAUCAAAAUUAUCUCCAACUACAUGCUAGAUUUUAAUAACGAUGUGGUAUUAAUAUAACUCAAAAAUUACCAACAAUAUUGAAUAAUUAAGAACUAUUAAAUAUUGCUAGGUAUAUGAUUUCAAACUGUUGA